AUGGAUUACGUUAGGAAAGCUAUAUGGGGGCCCGAUCCAAAGGAGCAGCAUAAGAUAAUUAAAUCAACAUUAAGGAGAAACGGUCGGAGUAUAGAUAAGUCGCUACGAGAUCUUUCAAUACUUCAGAAUAAGACUCAACAGCUGAUCAAGCGGGCUGCAAAGAAGAACGAUGUCAAGACCGUUAGGCUGUAUGCGAAGGAGCUUCACGCAAUCAACAAGCAGUACAGUAGGAUGUACACCUCCAAGGCACAACUGGAGUCAGUAGGGAUGAAGAUUGAAGAAGCAUUCCGAAUGAGAACAUUAUCGAACCAGAUGGCAGACAGUACAGGGCUGAUGCGAGAGGUGAACUCUCUUGUUAGGCUGCCUCAGUUGCAGGGAACAAUGAUCGAGCUGGAGAAGGAACUGAUGAAGGCGGGAAUCAUAAGCGAGAUGGUUGACGAUACAAUGGAAGCUGUACAAGAUCAGGACGAAGAGCUUGAUGAGGAGGUUGAAAAGGAGGUUAACAGAAUAGUAGAACAAUACACCACUCAGAAAUUCGAGAAAGUCGACCAUGUUCCCAUUGCCGAGCCGCCAUCUAUUGAGAAGGAAGAGGAGGUUCCGGAAGACAAGAUCGACGAAGAAGCUGAUAACAUGCUGAGCGAAAUGCGGGAAAGAUUGAAGGCUCUGCAAAGUUGA
This is a messenger RNA of Torulaspora globosa, 675 nucleotides long. It is a transcript of the gene VPS24, whose product is annotated as ESCRT-III subunit protein VPS24. Gene Ontology annotation, cellular component: ESCRT III complex; multivesicular body. Gene Ontology annotation, biological process: protein transport; late endosome to vacuole transport; endosome transport via multivesicular body sorting pathway. The transcript has a single exon. The record is from RefSeq and is a predicted model, not a curated record. Lineage: Eukaryota; Fungi; Ascomycota; Saccharomycetes; Saccharomycetales; Saccharomycetaceae. Bases 1 to 675 code for a protein of 224 amino acids.